AUGGCGCCUGAUACCCCUUCCGCCAAAAUAACUCUCUCUUGCCCGCUCUUCGGCGCGGAUUUUGACCCAAGGAACAGUGACUUUGUUCUUGUAGGUGGCGGCGGAGGUGAAGGGCGCAGCGGAGUUGGAAAUAAAAUCGCAAGUAACCUUUCAUCUACCAACCCCACCUUGUUAAAUACGUCCCGGCGCAACGAGAUAUCUGAAGUCGUCGAUGUAGAGCUUUCUCGAGAUGAAGACUCUGUGACCUCGCUAGCCAUAUCGCGGUCAAACAACAAGACUAUUGUAGCCUUGGCUGGCAUCAAUAGCUCCAUUGCUGAGCAAGGCCAGGACAAAAAUGAGCAUCUCAGAUCUUUCCAGCUGGAUUUUCCUCCCAGAAAUGAACUGGGUGGCGCCAGCACCUCCCCAGCAAGUUCUAGGAAGGGCAAGAAAACUGUCGCGCUGCCUGUUAAGCCUACAAUCACAGCCCUGUCUCGCGCAUCCCUUUUCAGACCGCAGUAUAAACCAAAUGACAAAAGAGAAACAUAUCAGCGAUUGUUGCGGCUUUCUCCGUGGAAAGGGGAGGACGCUCCCCGUAUUGGCGCGGUAACUACGGGUUUAGCUCCGCAGGGCGAAAUGGUCAUUUUCGACGCAACGUCAUCAACCCCGGAUCAGUCAGAUGUGCUAGGGCGGAUUCGGUUGGAGGGUAAAGAUGAAGUUGAAGAUGUGGAUAUGCUACCAAGCAGUGAGGGAGAAGAUGGGGAAUUUGAAGUGGCCUACACGGAAGGAGAAGCUAUUUAUACAUUUAAAAUCUCCGCCUCAGUAAAAUCAAAUGUGGCACCCGAGACCAAAUCAGUCUAUACCGUGCCAUUCCCGGAUUACUUCGCCGGCAGCAAAAAAAGAAGUAAAAUUCGCGCUCUCAGAUUCCUCUCCCCAACCUCCUUCCUAGUCUUACUGAAUAAUCCGGACCGCACUGGGUGCGAACUUGCCGUCAUCUCCCUCAGCCUCAGUUCUGAGUGCAUCGUCAUUCGACGAUUCCGACUGCCACGCUCGAUGAAAAUAGGCCUGGGCCUUGAUGUAUGCCCCCUCUCUGAAUCGCCCAUGGGAACCAGACAACUAGUAAUCGCCGUAUCCGGGAACGACAACUCUAUCCAGCUUCUCACCCUCGAUUACAAUCGCAAAAGCAAAAAUCCCUUCAGCAAUUUCCGCCCGUACACGACCCUGCACAACGUGCACCCUUUCUCCAUGACGCGCCUCGUUUUCUCAACCUUCAUCCCACCCCGCCAACCAGUCACCGCUGAUGUACGACCUCAAUAUGUAAAACUCGCCUCCGUAAGUGUUGGCAACACCGUCGUCGUCCAUACCCUUCCCUUGGCGCCCUCACCACCAAAAUCCCGCCAUCCGCGCUAUGUUCUCGUCCAACCCGGCCCCUCAGAGCUUCUACAGACUCUCUUCAGCGGUUUCGUGGCACUGAUAGUCGUCGCGCUAGGCGCGUUCUUCCUGCAAGCCUUUACGGAGAUACGUGGCGGUGUGCCACCAACGCUAGGUGCGCAGGACUGGCUGAGUCCCAGGAUACGAUCAAUGAUAGCACGACCGUACACUUUCGAGAAUGGGCUUCCGACGGGUGUAUCCAUCCCACCUACACCGAUGACCGAGACAGCAACAAGCACAACAAUUAUCCCAGUCAUCCAAACAACCUCCGGGCAGAAUCUGCGCGAGAUACUCGCAUCUAUCGCGCGCGCAGAACCAGAAGCCGGCCCGCCAUCCGCAGCUGGCGACUCGAAUGAACCCACACCCGUAAAAAUCAUCAUUGUCGAGCACCCGCAUGACACAGAACAGGUCUCCAUUACUACCGCCCCUUACGACAUCAAUGAUGGCGACAAUGAGAAGGCGCGUGAAACUCGUAAGUGGGAGGACCUGCACGAGCACGAGCGCAAGGCGUGGAGGGACAAACUUAGUGCGGCGGGCCAUUGGGCUAUUGAGGAGGGAGAGGCAAUUUUGCGGGGGUUGUUUUUUGGACAGAUUGCUGGUGUUGGGGGGGCUGUGGGGGGAGAUCUUAAUUGA
Molecule: messenger RNA, 2040 nt
Organism: Paracoccidioides lutzii Pb01
Exons: 2
Coding region: 1-2040 (679 amino acids)
Biological process (GO): protein secretion
Cellular component (GO): endoplasmic reticulum membrane
Molecular function (GO): guanyl-nucleotide exchange factor activity; protein binding; GTPase activator activity
Source: RefSeq, a predicted model, not a curated record